This is a messenger RNA of Aphanomyces invadans, 774 nucleotides long. RefSeq lists its product as hypothetical. The record is from RefSeq and is a predicted model, not a curated record. Lineage: Eukaryota; Oomycota; Saprolegniomycetes; Saprolegniales; Verrucalvaceae. The transcript has a single exon. The coding region runs from base 1 to 774 and encodes 257 amino acids.
AUGGCCGUGGCAUCUGGGCAAGAUGACUUUCCCUUUUCCGAAUUGCAGCUCGACGAUGCACCCACCGACGGCCGCCCGACGACGCGGGUGCCAGCUACCAGCCCAUUUCGCCCCGUUUUCACCACUACCUUUCGCCCCAUUGCCACCACCACGACCAGUCCCACCGCGACAACUGCGAGUCCAUUCACAAGCUUAGUCCCCACCACAACCACGCUUCCCCAAACAAUUCCCCCGACAACCGCCGUGCCAACGGCUGUCUCACCUCGUCCCACGACUUCGGCGGCGGUUCCCACCACGGCAACCACAUCGCCAACGAUGACUACAGCUCCAAUCGCCACGAGCACACCUAGCAUGACAACCAGCACCCCCACGACCAAAAAUGCACCGCUCACGACAUCUCCCGCGCCAACCACUUUGUCGCCGCCAACGAAUCAUUCGUCCCAUGAGCCGCUGUACGUGGUGCGCAAUUCCACUGGCAACGGCACCAACGAAUCAAACUUCGCGGGGGUCGCGGCGUCCCCCGACGACAUCGUCUUUUGCGAUCGUGUGAGCAUUGAGCGCGACGCCACGUACUGCAUCCGUGGUCCCAUCUGCAGCGGCCGCGGCGACUCCCCCCAUGGCGUCCUGUGCCCGCAGGCUGGAGCCGUUGCAGUUGCCCAGUGCCUCCCCACUCUGCCAUCGUACAACGUCACACUCGGGCAGUGCAUUGCACGAACUGCGUCGGUUUGCCAAAAGAUUCAGGCGACGGAUGCGUGGGGUUGCGUCCUACCUUGA